UUAGGGUUUGUGUGUGUGUGUGUGUUUUUAAGCAGAAAAAGACCUUUGCUCCUUAAUGGAGCAGUGAAACCAGAAGCCGUAAUUUAAGCUGCAGGAAUGCCUGAAAAAGUUAACUGAUUAAGACAAUGUGCAUUAUAUCUGAAGGUUCAUUCUCCAGCGUGGCAUCGUAGGGAAUAGACAAGAUCUACUGUAUCCGGGGGGAAGCUGAAACAGCUUAUUUACCCCAGUUCACCCGAAAACUUCCAGCUAAAGAAUAUAUUAUUCCGUAAGAAAAGUCAUCCAAAUGACUUUUUUCCUGGACUGGGGGAAAGCUUUAUGCGUAACCGAGAUAAAAAGACUCGGCUCUCCAAUUUGUGCAGAAAUCCUGGAUUAUUGUGCGUUUCUGUGACAGUCGGGAGUCCCCCUUCACGGCUCACUGUUUGAGGUUUUGUAUUUCGGAUUUACCGCUGUUCAACAAACGCUGAAAAAUACCGAUGUCGCCCUUCAAGGGGGGGAAAUAAAGUCGGGAAGUUUUUAAUCACGCAAAUGGAUUAACUACUGCUAAUUUGAAAUACAUGGAGAGGAGACUGAAAGAGAUGGGACAGCAGGACCUGUAAUGGGGUUACCUUGGAGAAAUAACGAUUUAUAUUGAUGGAUGCCAGCAGGUAAAGCAAGGAUGACUAAGAGAUUUAAGCACAAAGCACAUAGUGGGACACUGCUUCUGAUGUUCUGUGUGAUUUCCCUGUGGGAGAAGACUGCUGGCCACCAAGCUGAUGGUCACCAAGCAGUACAUCACGUCGGAGCUGGGACCUGUGAAGUUGUAGCCAUACACCGAUGCUGCAACAAGAACAAGAUAGAAGAGCGAUCACAGACUGUGAAAUGCUCCUGCUUUCCAGGACAAGUGGCCGGGACCACGCGGGCUGCCCCCUCAUGUGUAGAUGCUUCCAUCGUGGAACAGAGAUGGUGGUGCCAGAUGCAGCCCUGCCUGGAUGGAGAGGAAUGUAAAGUUCUCCCAGAUCUCAAAGGCUGGAGCUGCGCUACAGGGAACAAGAUUAAGACCACAAAGAUUUCUCCUGACAAAGACCAGCUUUGGUAAUACACAGAGAUCCACUGCAGUGAGAUGAGACCGCAAAGCUGGAGCCCAGAUCACUUCUCCUGUCGUGGCACUUUGCAGAUGCCAGAUGUUCAUAUAACCAAUCAGCUUUUAUGAAUAAUGUGGAGCCAGCACAGAAAAUCAGAUGCAGGAUGAAGGAUGUGCUGCUGAUCUAUGAAAUGCAUUCGUAAAAGCCUUUAGCCAAUAUUGAAGUAAAUAAAUACAAAUCUUGUCAAUUAUUUUGCUAUAAAGAAGCAAGUAGAAUCAUUCUAUAUCUAGAUUAUGCCCAACUUUCCAAUAUGAAACAAUUCCACAAUAAGAAAAACAUUUAUCUCAGUGGCAGCUAGGAACUGAAAUCAGGUUCUGUAUGAAAGAAUGCAUUAUCUGUACAUGCAGUGUGAAUUUUUAAGCAGCAUAACGAAAAAGCUUGCUGUACUUUAAUUCGAUUGUUGUAUGCUUUUAUUAUGUUACACUAUCCAUUAUCAUGACUAAUGUUUAAAAUAUAAAACCUCCCAUAAAGGGGCAAAAAUUUGUUUCAAAUCACAAUAUUGAAACCAUCAUUAAUUUGGAUGAAUGUGCAAAAAAGAGAUCAAUGGAUAAUUCAUAGCCAUGAUCUUUUGACAUCUCCUGCCAGAUUUAAUUAGCUGCAUUUGUUAUUAAUGCUUAUGUUAGGCAAUAGAACAGUCAUUUAUCAUAGGAAGUGGCCAUAAAGGGAAUUAGCUAACAUUUACAAGUGGGUGUUUUAGUAAACAGACCCUGCGUUACUGAAACACUGGCCAGUAACAAACAGCAUUUAAAAUAAGUAUUUAAUUUACACCUUCGUAGCAUCCAGAUGAUGAAAAUUUAAUGUGAUUUGUACGCUUGUAGUUUGAGUGAUUUCGUCACACUGACUCCAUGAAUUCGUUUUGUCCAUCAGUACGUCCUCGAUUUGUGCUAAUCAGUUUCCUGCUUUUGCUCAUUUCAAAUUAGAAAACUGCCAGCUGAAAUAUUUCCAAGCACCCAUGUGACUCCAGGAUUGUUUACAGUAUGUAAAAUGGAGGUAAUAGUGAACUUAACACAGCUUAAUUGGGUGAACAGUGCGCUCACCGUCGGUGUCAUUAGACACAGUUAAAGGUCUUGUCAUUAUUUCAUCAUCUGUGCGAUCCUUGCCUCCAGCCCACCAAGAUUUCAGGUUUGCCAAAUAUAGCAGCUUCUGUAAAUGUAAGUUAGCACAGAGAGGCACAAUGCAGUGGAUGCUUAUGGGCCGCUGGGACAAACACGCAGGUGUCAUUUAUUGUGAUGCAGCGUAAAGCUAUCUCUGUUUUCAUUCUUGGCUAAAUGAAUUUGACCAUUCUGGUACAAGGACAUUUUCUACUGAAUGCAUAGUCUCCAUAACAACAUAGUGAAGGUAAACAAGAAAUGUAUAUUUGAAAAUAUAUUACUAUAAAAGCAGUAUACAUUUAUAACUGGUGACUUUUCAAAAAAAUGUUUUUUCCUGUAUAAAGUAUUCUCCAUCUAAUGUGUUUAUAAAUUAAAGCCAGCUGAAAUGUCUUUUGAAAAUUUGCAUUUGUUAAGGAAUAACAAUGAAAAGAUUAAUUUACUAUGAAUUCAUGUCUGUCCUUGGUAUGAUUUAUUUGUGCAGUGGUCAUAUGAUUAUAUAAAUAAAUUAUAACUGUACCCUUAAAUUGUCUCCAAUAUAAAUAUUUUCA
This is a messenger RNA of Paramormyrops kingsleyae, 2760 nucleotides long. RefSeq names its product chemokine-like protein TAFA-2. The record is from RefSeq and is a predicted model, not a curated record. Gene Ontology annotation, molecular function: receptor ligand activity. Lineage: Eukaryota; Metazoa; Chordata; Actinopteri; Osteoglossiformes; Mormyridae.